AUGCAGGCGGCCGAGCAAGAGCUCAAGAACGUCGCCGGCCCUUCGCGGAUCCAGCAGCUGCCACACGGCCUCUACCAGCUCGUCGAGGACUGCUUCGACGAGGAGCAGUACGACCAUGCACUCUCGCUCAUCGACGAGCUGCGCGCCGAGUCCAUCCGACCAUCCGAGUCACAGGUACGCAGGCUCUUCGCCCUCAGCCUCUGUUCGCUCCCCGCGCACCCCACCACGCUCCCUGUUUCCAACGCCAAGGCGCCGCUCGAACAGGACGACCGGGAUGCAGCGCAGCGGCGCCAAAUCAAGCUGCUGAGGUCCAGGCAUCGUCCGUCGCAAUGCGCCAUCUCGACUGCAUCCCGCCUCCUCCUGCAAUUGGGCAAGAGCUGGCUCCAUCCGACGGUCGCCUCGGCCCGACGCAUCGCAGCACAAGACGCCCACUUUGCCCGGUACAUCCUGUCCACGCUUCCCUCGCACGUCGAAGACGACACGGCCUCGCACACCGCGAAGCGGCCCGCACGGGCCUCGGCAUCGCCCGACUAUGCCGAGCAGCGCGAUCGGAGCACCCCGCUGGCCCGCUGGAUGCAGGAGCGUUUCAAGACGGCCGAGGAUGUCUGGGACCUCCUCUCUGGCGGCCGCACCGCGUCGCCCGACCCUCGGUCUCAGCAGGGCAGACUGGUGGAUGAAUUCUGGUUGUCGGAUCGCGAACGAAGGCUCGUCGAAGAGCAGGUGCAGGCACGAGCCUCGCGCACCUCGCAUCGUCAGCCGGCGGCGUCUUCCAGCAACGCUGCCUCGCAGGCCCACAGUGGGCCAUACGCCAGCGCCAGCGACUCGGACAGCUCGUCCGAGGAAGGCUGGCGCGCGUCGAAGCACACAGCUGCCACGCGACCUGUCCAAAACAACCGGCCCAUGCGCACGUCCAGGAGGGGGCUAGGCCGCCAGGUCGACGACGAAGACGAUGGCGAGGAUCUUGACGGGGCGAACCCAGCGCUACGCUUGACAGAUGGCGCCUGGCGCACGCUCAGAGUCUUGGUCGAGCUCUGGCAGUUGGAGAGCUCGCUCGACGAGCAGCAGCAGCAGCGCGGCUGCUUUGUGGAUCAGUUCCCGCCGAGCGAGCAGCGCAAGAAGCUGCUGAGCUCGCCUUGGCGGCAGCGGGCCAAGACGUACGCUGUUGGGUCCGACACCGGCAGCUCCGAGGUGCGCAAGGCGCUCGACGUCGCCUUUUCCUUCCCUGGCGCCAUACCGACGCUCUGGUGGCGCGACGCCGCCGCCGCCGCAAAGGAGGCCGACCAGGACACCGCAACAUCCGAACGCCGCCGCGCCGAGCUAGCUUGGAGGCGAAGGGACGCCCAGGACGACCUGGAAGAGGCGGUGCAGCGUCGCGUAGAGGCCGCCACGGCGCUGCUGGCCCUCAUGUUUGCCCACGCGCGGCGCAGCCUGCUCGACCAGAGCGCCGUCAUUCGGGGCACGGCGAUCCGCCUAUCGAGCCUCGAUGCAGAUGACGUCCGGCGUCUCGCGAUCAGGCUGCAGCGCGUCGAGCCGGGCAUGCUGGCCGAGUCCCUCCUCGCCCACCUUGCCCUCAUCAGCGGUUCGCCGGGCUCGAAGGCUGAAGGUGACGGCGCAAGGGCCAACGGUGGCGGCAGCGGCCGCCGCGGCAAGGACGGCGGUCGACAGGAUAGCCGGGGCGUCUUCGUACUUCGCCUCCACGGCACGGCGUUCUACGUCCGCCGCCGCUUUGUCGAAGAGCUGACCAGCGCCGAUCGGCUCCGCUCGGCCUUGGGACGCCUGGCACGCCAGGACGUCGUCUACGCCGACGUGCGGAGCUGGAUCGACGAGCCUGCCAACGCCGCCCUCUACCGGCAAACGGACGUGUUUGCACCGACCAACGCGGGCGGCGGCAAUGAUGACGACGACAGCGGCGACGAGGACGAGGAGGGCAUCGCAUGGUUCGCCUACCGCACCCUGAUGAAGCACGACAGGCGCACCACCGCGCUCUCCGCCAGCCCGGCUUCGACGCUCUCGUCGUCGCAGAGCUCCAGUCGCAGCACGGCGCAUCGGGUCGGCGCGCUGCUGCGCCUACACACCAUCACCGAGCAGGUGCGGACGGUGCAGAUCAAGUGGUUCGUGCUCCUCUGCCUGAUGGAGAUGCACCAGCAGGCCACCACCGUGCUCGAGGACCUGUCACAGACACCGACGUCGCCGGUGAACGCUGUCGCCGCCGCCGCCGAUUCGGACGUGACCUCGAUCCAGGCCGCGAUCCGAUCGACGCUGCCCGGUCUCGAGGCGGCCAUCCAGCAAGACGUCGACGAGGUGCAGCUGGCCAUCGAUGCGAUGCACACGUACGAGGAAAAGGCCAAUAAGGCCGUCGCUGCAGCAGCAGCAUCGCCGCGCAAGGAUCAGCAAAGCAAGCGCAAGGCAAAGCAUGGCGUAGAGGACCAGAAAGAGGCGGCCGCGGCAGAACUGCCGACCGUGGGCGAGACGGCGAAGCGGUGCGAGGAGCAGGUGCGGAGCAUCCGGGAUCUCGUCGAGGUCAUCAGGGUGUUUCGAAGCCAGCCAGAGUGGAAGGGCGGCGCAGGGAACGAGCAGGAGUCGGCGAUGGCCGCGGAAGAGGGCGACGAUGCCAUAGCCUGA
Molecule: messenger RNA, 2622 nt
Organism: Pseudozyma flocculosa PF-1
Lineage: Eukaryota; Fungi; Basidiomycota; Ustilaginomycetes; Ustilaginales; Ustilaginaceae
Exons: 1
Coding region: 1-2622 (873 amino acids)
Source: RefSeq, a predicted model, not a curated record